CUCGCAUCGUCACAAAAUGAUUUGCCAGAGUGAAACACGACCCGGAACCUUGUGCGAGCGGUGCCACGUUUCCCUUCGACCUCUGUGCGACGUUGCACUUCUGGCGGAGGAAAUGGCGCCCGUCAGGUACAGCGGGGCGUACAGUGGCCAACCGGGCAAGUGUCCUCAAAGUUGACACGUACGCUGUGGAUAACGGUCUCUCGCCGCGCCGGACUCGGUGGACACGGGAAUAUGUUCUUGAGCCGAGAGGAACCCGGGUCGCGUCGGAUACUGAGGACAUAGCUGCAAACUACCCCAGCUGUGUGAACUGCCUCCCGUCGAAGACUGGACCUGCUUUGAAACUCGAACACCUCGGACAUCUGGGAACCUUGCUGCUACGGAAGACACUUUCGCAGAGGGAUGGCCAAAGAGCAGAAACAAGUCAGAGAAGAGGGCUUUGCUCACGCCGGAUCGAAUGGCCACAACGGCCAGCAGUGGCAGACUGGUAUGAAUAUCUUGAUCAAUCAGCCCGCGGGUGCCAACCCCGCGUCGAGGAUGGCCCGCGUCGCCUCAGAUGUCAGGCAGAAGUGUGCGGCGUAUGUGCUGGCACUGAGGCCGUGGAGCUUCAGUGCGUCGCUCACGCCGGUGGCCCUCGGCAGCGCCCUUGCGUACAAACUGGAGGGCUCCGUGGACCUGGUCAUCCUGAUGGUGUGCGCGGUGGCGGUCCUCGUGGUGCACGGGGCGGGCAACCUGGUGAACACCUACUACGACUUCUCCAAAGGGAUCGACCACAAGAAGAGCGAUGACAGGACUCUCGUGGAUGAAAUAUUGGCACCGCAGGAUGUUGUCAUGUUUGGGGCGUUGUUGUAUUCUUUGGGGUGCCUGUGUGCCACUCUGCUCUACUUCCUGUCGACGCUUAGACUGGAGCACCUAGCCCUUAUUUACUUUGGGGGACUCUCCAGCUCCUUUUUAUACACUGGAGGCAUUGGCCUAAAGUAUGUGGCCCUGGGAGACGUGGUUAUCCUCAUCACCUUCGGCCCUCUCGCUGUCAUGUUUGCCCACGCGGUCCAGGUAGGCUACCUCUCUGUGCUGCCGCUGGUGUAUGCCAUCCCACUGGCCCUCAACACAGAAGCCAUCCUGCACAGCAACAACACCAGAGACAUGGACUCUGACAAGCAGGCGGGCAUCGUCACCCUGGCCAUCCUCAUAGGCCCCACACUCUCCUAUGUCCUCUACAACUUCCUGCUCUUCGUCCCCUACGUGCUCUUCUGCAUCGUCGCCACCCGUUACACAAUCAGCAUGGCGCUGCCGCUGCUCACGCUGCCCAUGGCCUUCCCCCUGGAGAGGCAGUUCCGCGGCCGAUGCUACGCCAAGAUUCCCCAGAAGACGGCCAAGCUCAACCUCCUCAUGGGACUUUUCUACGUGUUUGGGAUCAUUCUGGCGCCACCCGGCAGCUUGCCGCUACUGUGAUUCAUUAGUUUUGAUAUUUCAAAUUUCUGUUGUUUUAACACAGACUAGUUCAUAUAUCUCCUGAUAUUUGUACAAAGGUAUCUGAAGACUAGCUUUAAUUUAUUGUUUUAUUUAUGUCGAACAGAGAUUUAGUUUAGGUCCUCCUCUGCGACACCGCUCGCAUAAUGAGUUAUUUUUUCCCGCCAGUAUUACGUGUUGGUACCAGUCAGACAUUUUGGUGUUAUUUGUAGAGGUGGGCAGCAUUUUCACCGUGUAAGGACAAAGGAUAAACCUACAAUUGCCAUAUUUGUAGUUCAAGGCGCAAAAUGUGACAUUGAGACCUUAAAACAUAAAUAAACGAUUUAUUUUCAACAUUGUACUCUCUGUAUGUAAAUAAUGUUAAUUUGGUCAUUAUGUUUUUCUUCCUGGGGAGCCAAGAAGUACAGUAGUUUAUCAGAUCGUAAUAAAACUCACUGCUGCUUAUGUUCCAUGUUUUCAAUUUGGAUCAUUGAAGGUCACUUUUCUGCCGAAACACAUUAUCAUUUAAUAUAACACGCAGGACAAGUUGAUGAACAGUUUUUGUUAAUUUUUAAAAAUGUAUGCAAUAAAAAAGGUUUGAAAAUGUU
Molecule: messenger RNA, 2054 nt
Organism: Scophthalmus maximus (turbot)
Lineage: Eukaryota; Metazoa; Chordata; Actinopteri; Pleuronectiformes; Scophthalmidae
Gene: ubiad1
Product: UbiA prenyltransferase domain containing 1
Exons: 4
Coding region: 400-1449 (349 amino acids)
Biological process (GO): menaquinone biosynthetic process; vitamin K biosynthetic process
Cellular component (GO): endoplasmic reticulum; Golgi membrane
Molecular function (GO): prenyltransferase activity
Source: RefSeq, a predicted model, not a curated record